Molecule: messenger RNA, 1555 nt
Organism: Danio rerio (zebrafish)
Lineage: Eukaryota; Metazoa; Chordata; Actinopteri; Cypriniformes; Danionidae
Source: RefSeq, a predicted model, not a curated record
AUGAAAGGACAGAAAGGAGAACAGAACAAACUCCUAACAGGAGGAGACUCACUCAUGGCCUACGAGACAGAGGAUCAGGAGACUCAAUACUGCUUUCCUGACAUCAACUCAUCAUGUGUCAAGGGGAGACGCUCAAGUAAUGGAUAUAUCAUCAUAUAUGUGUUUGUGUCAUUGCUGUCAGCAUGGACUGUGUUUCUGAACCUGCUGGUGAUCAUCUCCAUCUCUCACUUCAAGAAGCUUCACACUCCAACCAACAUGAUUAUUCUCUCUCUGGCUGUAAAUGAUCUGCUUGUUGGAGUUGUCAUGCCUGUAGAGGCCAUCAGAAUGACUGAGACGUGUUGGUAUUUUGGAGACACUUUCUGUGGACUCUAUUUAUUUUUUGUGUCUUUACUUCUCGCAGCAUCUCUUGGUAAUUUACUUUUAAUUGCUGUUGAUCGUUAUGUGGCUGUGUGUCACCCUCUACUGUAUACACAGAAAAUAACCAUCACUAAAAUGUUAACAAGUAUCUGCCUGUGCUGGGCUUGCUUUUCAACUUACUGCACUACCUUUGUAAUUGAUAAUAGAAAUUUUGACACUUCACACAGAACAGAUGUGUGUUACGGAGAGUGUUUAGUAAUGAUAAGUCUUAGUUGGUUAGUCAUUGAUCUGUUCAUGUCUUUUAUUUUUCCUUGCACUCUGAUCAUACUGUUAUAUUUGAGGAUUUUCUAUGUUGUUCAUCAGCAAGUGAAGGUUAUAAACUCUCUGAUGAAGCGUGGUAAAUGUGUAACAGAGGGUUCAGUAAAGAGGAAAUCUGAGAGUAAAGCUGCUCUAACUUUAGGAAUCAUUGUGUCAGUUUAUCUGCUGUGCUGGAUUCCAUAUUGCAUCUGUUCUCUAAUUGUAAACUCCUCCACAGCUCUAAAUGUUAUAAUAUGGACUGUGUAUGCUAACUCAGGUGUGAAUCCUCUGGUUUAUGCUUUAUUUUACCCCUGGUUUAAAAAGACAGGUAAACUCAUCUUGACUCUAAACAUAUUACAGCCAGCAUCCUCUGUAAUCAAUAUUUUUACACAAAAUAAACUAUAAUUAAUUACAAAGCUGUCACUAAUAUAGAUAACAUAUUUGAUUUCACUUUGUAAUUUUCACUAAUCAUGUUAUAUCACACAUAGCUUACUUUAACCUGUAAGUUUGAUGUUUAAGUGUACUGCUGUGAAAACAAGACCAAGAUCCGUGACAAUAGUAGGCAUUAACUGUGCGAGUUAGGUAUGGUAUGGGUAAUGUGAGGCACAUCUUGCUUUAUCCUAUAUAAUAAUAUUUAUAAUAUUCAUAACUGCCAUAAUAGAGGAAAUAUAUCUGUAUAGUGACAUAUGCUUCAAUGUGUUUGUUUCUACUAGUUUGAGCACAAAAGUCAUAAAAUACAAAUCAAGAGUGAUGAUGAUCAUGAGCAGAGAGGAUACUUGUGAUUUAGACAUGCUGUAUUUAACUGAUACUCUAAACCAGCAGUAAAAUAAUGCUAAAUAAAAAAUGUAGACAUGAAUUUAAUGUAAAUGUCAUACAGAAUAAAGGAAAGCUUAUAAAUGUU